UCUAAGCUUUGUAUGUGAGAGUGAAUACCUCUGCAUAUGUUUAAUUUGAGGCUGGCUAACUGAAGCUUUAGAUGAAAAUCCAUCUAAGCCUCCUCUUAAACCUCCUCCAGCCCCCAGCUGAGGUCUACUGCGACCUGGACACCAGCAAGGCUCUACCUGUGGUGCAGCUCUACGUGAUGCCCUCCUUCUUCCUGGCUGUGCUCAUCCUCGGCCUCCCCCUCAACCUGCUCUCCCUCUGGGUUUUCUCCCACCGCCUGCGCAGAUGGACCCGCAGCACGGUGUUCCUCUUCAACCUGACCCUGGCUGACUUCUCCUGGCUGCUGGCGCUGCCCUUCCUCAUCCACUACCACCUGAGUGACCUCUGCUGGACGCUGGGGCUGCCGCUCUGCACGGCCGUGAGGAUGCUCUACCACAACUACUUCUACCUCAGCAUCUUCUUCGUCACAUGCAUCAGUGUGGAUCGGUAUCUGGCCAUUGUUCACCCGCUGCGCUCCCUCGUGCUGCUGGGCCGCCGGCAGACCUACCUGCUGUGCGCGGCGCUGUGGACGUCCGCUCUGCUCCUCAGUGUACCUGUUGCCACCAUGACUCUGAUCCAGACCUGCCCCGGGAGCAACCGCACCAUUUGCACCCUGUACGUCCUCCUGAAUGAGCCCUGGCAGAGCCUCCCCUACUCCCUCUCCUGCUCCAUCCUCGGCUUCCUCGUCCCGCUGCUCUGCAUCUGCUACUGCGGCCUCCACAGCGUCAGAGAGCUGCGCCGUCUGCCUGAUCCGCACAACAAGCAGCUGCGUCUGCGGCGGCUGCUGAGCGCAGUGUUGGUCUUAUUUGCGCUGUUUUACCUGCCCUACCACCUGAGCCGCAACGCCUCCGUCGUGGUGCGGGCGGUCUACCAGAACAACCCUUCCUCCUGGGGGCCUGCAGACAUGCUCUUCUCCCUGGAGAUGUGCUUCUGCGGCCUCAUCACCUGCGUCAACCCGCUGUUCAGCUGCUUCAUCGGCCGCCAGUUCAGGAAGGAGUUCUACGGCACUUUUGUUGUCAUGUUUCCUCACUGUGGGGGCCUGCAGGUGGACUCAGUGAAGUCCAAACGGUCCCGGAUGACGGUGAGAAGAAGACAGAAGACGUCUGCUGUCACACCUGUGUGCGAACCGGCUGCUCCCAGACCAUAGAGAGCUGUGGAUCUGUAGAUGAAUAAUGUUGUUUCAGUGAUUGUGUCAAACAUCAUGAAGCUGUAAACAUGUGAUCAUAGUCUGUGUCAGUAGAAGGACUAAACAAAUAAUCCAGCUCUCAGAAUCGUGUGUUUCCUGUUUAACCAGCUGUUUUACUUAAGUGGUGACAUCUGAUAAAUACACUGCUCACAACAAUG
This is a messenger RNA of Acanthochromis polyacanthus (spiny chromis), 1360 nucleotides long. RefSeq names its product succinate receptor 1-like. NCBI's taxonomy places the organism in Eukaryota, Metazoa, Chordata, Actinopteri, Pomacentridae. Gene Ontology annotation, biological process: G protein-coupled receptor signaling pathway. The record is from RefSeq and is a predicted model, not a curated record. The transcript has a single exon. Gene Ontology annotation, cellular component: plasma membrane. Gene Ontology annotation, molecular function: G protein-coupled receptor activity. The coding region runs from base 72 to 1163 and encodes 363 amino acids.